Rhodofomes roseus is the source of this 558-nucleotide messenger RNA. RefSeq lists its product as uncharacterized. The transcript has 4 exons. NCBI's taxonomy places the organism in Eukaryota, Fungi, Basidiomycota, Agaricomycetes, Polyporales, Fomitopsidaceae. The coding region runs from base 1 to 558 and encodes 185 amino acids. The record is from RefSeq and is a predicted model, not a curated record.
AUGGCAGCUCAACAUGGUUAUUUUCACCCUCCACACUUUUGUAACCUCGCUCGCUCCCUGUUCGGCGCAGAGGCCAAGCUCGGCCGUGCCAUCUCCCCUGGCUGGGCAAACGAAAACAACAUCAACGAAGGGUGCAAGAAAGGCACAGACCCUGCGCGCAGGACGCCUCCGCCUCCGCCGGCCGCCAGCGAGAGCACGCGCGAGUGCAGUUUCGCCGCAGCCGCAGCCAACGCAAGCUCGGACGUCUUGCUAUGCAGCCACGCGGACUCCGAGCCCGACGCUCUCGCCGCCCUGCUGUUAAGCAGGCUCUUCUCGAUUGCCUGCACCUGUGCACUGAGGCUGGGCUGGCUCGACAUGGGUAUGACGCCCGCGGGGCAGCUUCGCUUCGACAAGCUGAGCACCCUGGUGCGUAUCGCAUGGGUGCGCCGUCUCCGUGCAUUGUGCGCAUUCCGCCCGCGCGUGGACAAGCACGCGCGGAACAUCUUCCUCGACCGCUUCCUCUGCGGCACGCCCCAUGAUACCGACAUGACCAAGGCGGUUUCCGGGGUGGACAAGUGA